CUCUCUUCCGACUAUGGCGGCCAGACGGCGGGAGUGAAGCCUGUAGUUCCGGGUCGGCGCCCCGGAAGCGGAAGUGUAGACUCGGGGCUGUCAAAGUUGUAGUGCUGCUCCUCGAGGGUCGGUCCCGCCACGUCUCUUCCCGGUCUCUCUGGCUCUGGAGUGCUUCCCCCUUGCGGAGGGUGGGAGCGCGGGGACAGACGGGCGAGAUGAGCACCAUGUUUGCAGACACGCUGCUCAUCGUCUUUAUCUCCGUGUGCACUGCGCUGCUCGCCGAGGGCAUAACCUGGGUCCUGGUUUACAGGACAGACAAAUACAAGAGAUUGAAGGCAGAAGUGGAAAAACAAAGUAAAAAAUUAGAGAAGAAGAAGGAAACUAUAACAGAGUCAGCUGGUCGACAACAGAAGAAGAAGAUAGAGAGACAAGAAGAGAAACUAAAGAACAACAAUAGAGACCUGUCAAUGGUACGGAUGAAAUCCAUGUUUGCGAUUGGCUUUUGUUUUACUGCCUUAAUGGGAAUGUUUAAUUCCAUGUGAGUAACCUUUUUUAUA
Mus caroli (Ryukyu mouse) is the source of this 548-nucleotide messenger RNA. The record is from RefSeq and is a predicted model, not a curated record. NCBI's taxonomy places the organism in Eukaryota, Metazoa, Chordata, Mammalia, Rodentia, Muridae.